Piliocolobus tephrosceles (Ugandan red Colobus) is the source of this 1590-nucleotide messenger RNA. RefSeq names its product putative pregnancy-specific beta-1-glycoprotein 7. The record is from RefSeq and is a predicted model, not a curated record. Lineage: Eukaryota; Metazoa; Chordata; Mammalia; Primates; Cercopithecidae.
AUGUCCAAUGACAACAGGAUCCUUGCUCUACUCAGUGUCACAAGGAGUGACACAGGACUCUGUGAAUGUCAAAUGAAGAAUGUAGAGAGUACCAGCCACAAUGACCCAGUGACCUGGAUGUUCUCUAUGAGUAUCCUCUUUUCCUUCAUGGCCAAGGCUGCCAGCCCAAAUCCACAUAACCCGAGGUCAGGCCUCUCAGUCCCUCUCAGGUCCAAGUAUGAAGACAUUUACCCCUGGACCCCCAAACUGGCCAUGACUUCCUAUCCCAGGCAAACCUGGUUGCAUCUUUCUCUUGGUGUCUCAGUUGUGGCAGCCAUGAAUGGCCUCCAUGGCAAGGACUUGACUGACAGAGGGCCAGCAUCACUUUUAAUCUUCUGGAACCCACCCAUCCCUGCGCAAGUCACGAUUGAAGCCCAGCCAACAAAAGUUUCCGAGGGGAAGGAUGUUCUGCUACUUGUCCACAAUUUGCCCCAGAAUCUUAUUGGAUACAUCUGGUACAAAGGGCAAAUAAUGGACCUCCACCAUUACAUUAUGGGAUAUGUAAUAGAGGCUGAAGCAAUUAUAUUUGGGCCUGCAUACAGUGGAUGAGAAAUAGUAUAUUCCAAUGCAUCCCUGCUGAUCCAGAAUGUCACCCAGAAUGACACAGGAUCCUACACCAUACAAAUCAUAAAGCGAGGUGAUAAGACUAAAGGAGUAACUGGACAUUUCACCUUAUACCUGGAGACUCCCAAGCCCUCCAUCUCCAGCAGCAACUUAAACCCCAGGGAGGCCACGGAGACUGUGACCUUAUCCUGUAAUCCUGACACUCAGGACGUAAGCUACCUGUGUGGACAGAGCCUCCCUGUCAGUCGCAAGUUGCAGCUGUCCAAAAACAACAGGACCCUCCUUCUAUUUGGUGUCACAGUGGAUACCGCAGGACCCUAUGAAUGUGAAAUGAAGAACCCAGUGAGUGCCAGCCGCAGUGACCCAGUCACCCUGAAUCUCCACUCGGAGCUGCCCAAGCCCUACAUCACCAGCAAAAACUUCAACCUCAUGGAGAAUAAGAAUGUUGUAGCCUUAACAUGUGAAUCUAAGACUCAGAACUAUAGCUACGUGUGGUGGGUAAAUGAUCAGAGCCUCCCCGUCAGUCCUAGGCUAAAGCAACCUGGUGAAAACAGGAUCCUCAUUCUACCCAAUGUCACAAGAAAUGACACAGGAUCCUAUGAAUGUGAAAUACGGGACCGAGUUGGUGGCAUGCGCAGUGACCCAGUCACCCUGAAUGUCCUCUAUGGUCCAGACCUCCCCAGCAUUUUCUCUUCAUUGACCGACUACUGUUCAGGACAAAACCUCUCCUUGUUAUGCUUCACGGACUCUAAUCCACCGGCAGAGUAUACUUGGAUGAUAAAUGGGAAGUUUCUGCAAUCAGGACCAAGGCUCCAUAUCCCCCAAAUUACUACAAAUCAUAGCGGGCUCUAUCGUUGCUCUGUUCGUAACUCAGCCACUGGCAGCGAACGUUCCACAUUCAAGACGAUCAGAGUCUCUGAGAGAGGGUCUCCCCGGGUUACCUAUGCUGGUCCAAACACCUGGCCUCAAAAAAUCCUCCCAUUGUGA